AUGUCCCUUCCUACCAACUCCUCAGGCACGCGGUUUGUCCCUAGCCUCAACGGCACCAUCAUUCCUUACUCCAGAUGUAACAUCGAUACUUGCUCACUUUCCUAUGCACAAGUCCAAUAUCAGCCCUCCGAAAGCGGCAACCUCGCAUACUUGAUCAUCUUCGGCGUUGUACUUCUCGCCCAAUCUGUUCUCGGAAUCAUUUACCGAACAUGGGGGUUCUCUAUCGCCAUGGUGUUUGGCUUGGUGCUCGAGGUCAUAGGAUAUGUGGGGCGUUUACAGAUGCACAGUGACCCUUUCAAUAUGGAUCCUUUCCUAAUAUACCUCAUCUGCCUAACAAUUGGUCCCGCCUUUCUCUCAGCAGCCGUAUAUCUAUCUCUUUCACGGCUCAUUGUGGCCCGCUGUGCAUACCUGGCUCGUUUUGCGCCUCGCACCUACACCAUAAUCUUUGUCACAUGUGACGUCGUCAGCCUAGUCCUACAAACAAUAGGUGGUGCAUUUGCUGCCAGCGGCGGCGAUAGCAAUCUCAAACAGACAGGCGUCAAUGUCAUGAUUGCCGGUUUAUCGUUCCAGGUGGCCAGUCUAUUGACAUUUAUUAUCCUUUCAGCGGACUUCUGGUGGGGAUUAAGAGGUACGAAUGGGGUUUACGAACAGCAAGCUUCAAAACUGAGAACUUCAACAAUGUUCAAGACGUUUCCGUGGGGUGAGUCAAAGCUGUUACCGUGCCGUGUGAAGCAGUAA
Metarhizium robertsii ARSEF 23 is the source of this 738-nucleotide messenger RNA. RefSeq names its product RTA1 domain protein. Gene Ontology annotation, cellular component: fungal-type vacuole; plasma membrane. The record is from RefSeq and is a predicted model, not a curated record. NCBI's taxonomy places the organism in Eukaryota, Fungi, Ascomycota, Sordariomycetes, Hypocreales, Clavicipitaceae. The transcript is spliced from 2 exons. The coding region runs from base 1 to 738 and encodes 245 amino acids.